GGAGGCUUGGAUGUUCAUUGCUGCCAUCGUUGCUUUCAAGCCGUGCAAAAGUAAUCCGCAUAGGGCCUGCCUCACCAAGGUACAUUGGAGCACAAAGCACCUUUCUCGCCUUGGCGCCUGCGAUAGCGCCGGCAUUGCUGGCCAGCGUCACAUCAGUGCCUGAGGGCCCUGAGUGUCCAGAUGCCUUGCGCCAGCGACGUCUCAAUUUUUGGCGCCAACGUGAGGCCAUGGCCUUGUCCUUGGUGCUGCUGGGUGCAUCAUUGGCAAUGAGCGCCACGGCCAUCGCCACCAAAGAUGCGCAGGUGAAUGCAGUGGUAGCUCUUUUGGUUGCCUUGGUGGUUGCGGGCAGCUUCAGCAUUUGCUUGUCGCCGGUGAUCGCGAAGUUUUCUGCCUUCACCCUGCUGCAAAGCGACUGGGCAGCGACCACAAGCACCCAGUUUGUCACAGCAUUCGUAGCGCGGUCUGUUGGAUGUCAGCUGUUCAAAUUGCAAAAGCAACGGCGUCUGUCGUGCCGCCGUUGUCAUGAAUUGCCUGUUUAUCUAGAUGCCGCAGCUGUGCUGACAAAAAGACCAGGUGAGGAGCUCUAGUGACCUAAAGACACCGGAUCCCUUGGGACGUACGUUUCCCUUUGGUUGUGGUAGGCCCGCGCAUGAUCCAUGAAUAUGGCCGCAAGUAAGCUGCACGGCCCGACCAUUGCCUGAAGACCUGAGGGGCGCAAAAAGUUAGAUAUUGAAGUAGGAUGGAAGUUGAAUCAUCGGUUGGCGGGUAGAACUACGCUUGACAGGCGCAGGGAGAUGGGAGGUGACCGGCCCCUUUUGCUCGGAGGCCAGCACACAGAAAAUGCCGAUAAGGGGGUUGAAUUGAGAAAGAAAACAUCGCCAAGCUGAACACAUCCAUUUUUCCCAAAGGCCAGAAGCCAAAAUAUCCGAAUGAAGCAGGGUGAAAAUUGUCCACCCGUUGCUGUGGGGAGUAGACAAGCGGAAGACUUAGCUCGUGAGGCAAGAGGGUAGAUGAUGCAUCCAAUGUUGCAGGGCUUCACAAGAAGUAGCGCGUGGAGCAUACUAGCGUCGCACAUGACUUUUUUUGGCCUGGUAUUGCCUGCGGCCUUCAGUUUUUCCACCAUACACUUCCGUUCUGCGAGGGGCCCUUACCCACAGACACCUUCGGUAUGGGACUGGGGUCGCAGAAGGCCCAGCAGUUUUUUUGAGGGCCAGCCAGCCAGGUUCCUUGCACCUUUCGAUCAGCGGCCCUGCGUUUUACUUUCUCACUGAUACGCCGGAGGAGUACCCCGAAGGACCACACUUUUCUAUGCUCUUCUACAACGCGACGUUGGGAUGCAUGGGCAGCUUUGCAACCCUCUUUGGCUUGUACACUUACAACCGUUACAGCUCCCAGAUAUCCUAUCGCGCGAUCAUUGUCGUGUCCAAUACCGUGUUUUCUUUGCUUCAUUUGGCGGACAUGGUCUUGUUCUCGCGCAUGAACGUUCAGAUCGGGAUUCCCGAUUGUUUCUUCGCGUUUGGAAACCAGUCUUUGGGCACAAUGAUCUACCAGUGGCUCUGGAUGCCCCAAGUGGGUUUUUUCUCGCAGCUGUGCCCCAAAGACAUGGAGGCCAGCAUGUUCGCCUUGGUGGUGUCCUGUCAUAACUUGGGGGUGGCCAUCAGCAGCGCCUUGGGCGCCUGGCUGUUGGCAUCUUUGAGCUGCAACCCGCGCGGAGCGGCGAUGGAAACUUCGGAGUUUCAACAUCUUUGGAUCGCCUCUGGUGUUUCCAGCUUGCUGCCUCUGUUGGGCAUCUCUGCCUUGUUUAGCCUUGUCCCCGACGUCCGCCCUGGCGAAGAGAUUUCAACACAGCUGCAGCGGGGCGACGGAACUGCUGGCUCGUUGUGGAGGCGCUGGAGGUCAGAGAGUUGCCCGCCGAUGGAGUCGGAUUCUGAAGACGCAUGAUUCCGUAGUGCUGGUGCUGCAGCAAGGCGACAACUGCCUUUGAAAGCCAGUCACUUUUUGAGCGGCAUGGGUUCAACAACGGGCUCUUGACGCUUUCCUGGCCCCCCAAGCAAGCUCUGACCACAUCGCUAUUCGAUCCCGGGCAUGCAAUCCGUGAGAUUUCUUGUCGGUGUUCCGGAAACGGAAAGCCCAGAGGGUGGAUGCAUAGCCAGCAACAGCUUGGCCAGCUCCUUGAAAAUGCGAUCCGCGUUCUCUUUAAAACUCCUGGUCCCGAGAAAAA
Messenger RNA from Cladocopium goreaui, 2221 nucleotides. Lineage: Eukaryota; Dinophyceae; Suessiales; Symbiodiniaceae. The record is from the annotation of a GenBank genome assembly.